AUGGUGAGAGUGGCUAAUGUCAAGUCACUAUCCGCGAUGUAUUUGGAGAUUCCAACUUCAGUUGGAGUUAAGCGUUUCAGUGGGGGCGGUGUAAUUCAUUGCGAUGGACUGCUCCUAAGCUGGACUACGGCCAACCUAAGGGGUAUACAUGUUUGGAAUCCUUGUUCACAAUUCUCUGUACUGAUAACACUGAGUAGUGAAAUUAACUUCAUGGAUACUUUUGGAAUUGAGUUUGCUGAAAGAGAAAAGUAUAUUUUGUUGAGGAUACAUGAGGUCAGAGAAAGAAUAAGAAAUGUGGAGAUCUUUUCCAGUGGUUCUUGGAAUAUCAUUGGUAAUCUUGUUGAUUGGUACAUCAUUUCUUCUCGUGAUGGUCUUUCACUUGGAAACAAUAUGGUAUGGCUUGCGCGUGAGAAAGUAUCAACAACUGACUCCAUCCCCUCAUUUCACUUCAAAUACGAGUCUUUCACAAAGUUAUGCGACUCACCGGUGGGGAGUUAUCUAGAUGGUAUAACUUCACUCAAUAUCUACAAGUCAGAGUCAGAGAGGUUAUCAUAUAUAUAUGCACCAAGGUACAAGAGAUACAAAGCUGAGAAUUUGGGUCUCUUCCCCUGGCCCGAGGCUAAUGGUCCGGUUGAGUGGUAG
Brassica napus (rape) is the source of this 642-nucleotide messenger RNA. Its product is annotated as putative F-box protein At4g10190. The transcript has a single exon. Bases 1 to 642 code for a protein of 213 amino acids. The record is from RefSeq and is a predicted model, not a curated record. NCBI's taxonomy places the organism in Eukaryota, Viridiplantae, Streptophyta, Magnoliopsida, Brassicales, Brassicaceae.